This is a messenger RNA of Parnassius apollo (apollo), 510 nucleotides long. NCBI's taxonomy places the organism in Eukaryota, Metazoa, Arthropoda, Insecta, Lepidoptera, Papilionidae. The record is from the annotation of a GenBank genome assembly.
AUGCUGGUGACCUAUUUGGAAGCCAGCCGGGACCUUUGCGAGACGGAUUCAAUUCUUUUUGGCGCCGCACUGGCAGUAUGCCGUAUUAUUGGCGCCAAACUUCCCGUGGCUGGACGUGCUACUCAAAAAAGUAGCGCCAUCCUAGCCUGGAGAAAAAGAAUUGUGGACCGUAUCGCAAAGGUAAGGGCCCUUAUCGGCAGACUGACAAGCUUCAGGUCGGGUAAUAAUAGACCGAGGAUUAUGCGCACCGUUAGGAUGGCGUUUGCUGGGACAAAUAUCAGUUUGUUCCAACCGGAUAUCACGCAAAAACCAACGGAGCGCAUAGAUGACCUGAAGCAAAAAAUCGCUGCUUGGGGGAAGCGGAUUCGACGAUUUAGCGAGAGAUCAAGGCGGUUCAACCAGAAUCGUCUCUUUCAGAGUGAUCAAAAGAGGCUCUAUAAAUCAUUGGAGCGACCAGAGGUAUGUGGAGCGGGCCCAGGACCGGAUCAGGCUGACACUGUCGCAUUUUGA